AUGGUCGAAGUCGAGGCUAUGCCGACUUUUGGCGCCGAGCUCAAGCCGUAUACUGACCUCUCCCACAAGGACGGGUUCAAAGGCGCAAACGCCUGGGUCAGCCACGGAAUCGCCUGGCUCGAAGACAUUCAACAGUUCUACCGCGAGCGCGCUGCCAUCGAAAAGGAAUACAGCGCCAAGCUAGCCGCACUCGCCAAAAAACACUUCGAUAAAAAGAAUAAGAAAACAUCUCAGCUGAGCGUUGGUGACACACCGAGCCUGACUCCUGGGUCUCUCGAAAGUGCAUCCGUAACUACCUGGGCGACCCAGCUGACGACCAUCGAAUCCCGAGCCGCCGAGCACGAUACGUACGCCAACAACCUCAUUUCCCAGGUCGCUGAGCCCCUCAAGUACUACGGUGGACGUUUUGAAGAGCUGAGAAGGCGCCAUUCAGAAUAUGCUGAUCAUCUCACCGCCGAGCGCGACGCCUCCUACGAGCACCUGCGCAAGGUCAAGGGCAAGUACGACACUACCUGCCAAGAGCUCGAGCUUCGGCGCAAAAAGUCCGAGUCCAGCUACGACAAGGCCAAGGCCCAGAGCGCCUACCAACAACAGAUGAUCGAAAUGAACAAUGCCAAGAACACAUAUCUCAUCACCAUUAAUGUCACGAAUAAGCAAAAGGAAAUGUAUUAUCACGAAUACGUCCCAGAAGUCAUGGACAGUAUACAAGAUCUCAACGAGUUUCGCAUCAUCAAGCUCAAUGGCUUGUGGUUGGUCGCUAGUCAACUCGAAGAGGGUCUCAUGAAGCAAAGCGCGCAGAUGAUGCAGAGCCUCACCCAGCAAGUUGCAAGAAAUUUGCCCCAUCUUGACUCCAUGAUGUACAUGCGGCAUAACCUCGGUACAUUUCAGGAGCCCGUCAACAACACUUUCGAAGCCAGCCCACUGUGGCACGACGACAAUCUUAUGAUUGUAGACGAACCGGCAAAGGUAUAUCUACGCAAUGUGUUAAGCAAGUCUAAAUCACAGCUCGGUGAGCUACGUCGCGAGGUGGAUCGGAAACGGCGAGACGUUGAAUCUGCCAAGAACAUGAAGCAAAAAGUACGCAAUGGCACAGAGAAAAAGGACGAGGUCGAAGUAGUCACCCAAUUGUUUGCGCUCCAAGAAGAUUUACACAGCGUCGACCGCAGGCGGAUGACGGCAGAAGUCGAGACAACAACCAUAACUGCCGCUGUCGGUGACGUAACGCUCGGCGCCAACAACCACAAUUUCAAGAGUCAAACGUUCAAGAUUCCUACCAACUGCGAUCUUUGUGGUGAGCGCAUAUGGGGCCUGAGCGCCAAGGGGUUCGACUGCAGAGACUGCGGUUACACAUGCCAUAGCAAGUGCGAAAUGAAAGUGCCUGCCGACUGUCCCGGAGAGCAGAGCAAAGAAGACAGGAAAAAGCUCAAGGCCGAGCGCCAAGAAGCAGCCGGUAAACUUCUGACACCAGCGAAUGCGGCUGUCGCACAUGUGGCCGAGCUGCCAGAUCUCAGUAGAUCAAACACCAUGAAUUCGCUGAGCUCUCGCUCAGCGCGCCGGUCAAAUUCUGUGUCGGCACUCGAGGUGCCCGCCGAUGACGAGAAACUCAGGAAACCUAGUCCGUCUCCAACUUCCACUGGUGGGCGCAGGAAUCGGGUAGUGGCACCACCACCCGCAGCAUACAUAGCAGACUCGGCAGGUCAUUCCAAUGGCGCGAGCGCAGAAAAGAAGGGCAAGAUGCUCUACCCCUUCGAAGGCAGCGGAGACGACGAGCUUACCGUGCAAGAAGGAAGAGAGGUUGUACUGCUUGAACCAGAUGACGGAUCUGGCUGGGUCAAAGUUAGGGCAGGAUACAAGGAAGGGAUUGUUCCCGCAAGCUACGUCGACUUCAGCAGCGCCGUUCCCGCAGCGAUAGCACGUCCGUCAUCCACAUACUCGACCUCGACGACCUCCUCCAUAGCACCGUCGAUGGGCAAGAAGAAGGGCCCUGCUGUGGCGCCAAAGCGAGGCGCAAAGAAGCUCAAGUACGUCGAGGCGCUCUACGAUUACACUGCGCAAACGGAAACGGAGCAUUCGAUGACGGAGGGGGAGCGCUUCGUGCUCGUCAAGGAGGAUCCGGGCGACGGGUGGGCCGAGGUUGAAAAGGCGGGCGUGACGGCCAGCGUUCCUGCGAGCUACGUCCAGGCCGUCUAG
This is a messenger RNA of Beauveria bassiana ARSEF 2860, 2190 nucleotides long. Its product is annotated as BZZ1-like protein. NCBI's taxonomy places the organism in Eukaryota, Fungi, Ascomycota, Sordariomycetes, Hypocreales, Cordycipitaceae. Gene Ontology annotation, molecular function: protein binding. The record is from RefSeq and is a predicted model, not a curated record. The transcript is spliced from 4 exons. Gene Ontology annotation, biological process: regulation of actin filament polymerization. Bases 1 to 2190 code for a protein of 729 amino acids.